AUGUUGCCGGCCCAAGCACAUCCACGAUCGGACGCCUGUGGCGACGGCGCCGCCUACCCCGCGGUCCACGACGUCGAAAAGGACGGAGAACAGCAAUCGACCGAAGACAAAACGGCGAUUCAUACGCAAGAGAAGAAAGGGUCUGGGGUUGUACGCUUCAGCCAGUCCGUCUGGCGCCGGCUGGCGGCGUGGGGCGUCGAGGUCCGCGGCGUCGUGCCCAUCGCGGUCGAGGAUCGGACGGACAAGCGCGUGGGGAAUGUGUUUCUGCUGUGGUUCACCAUGAGCUGCAACCUACUACCGGUCGUCACCGGGAUGGUCGGCACGCUCAGCUUGAACUUGAGUCUACGAGAUGCUUCUCUGGUGAUUGUAUUCUUCAACGCGCUUUGCACCGCGCCGCCGGCGUACUUGUCGAUUCUGGGCCCGAAGACCGGGCUGCGCCAGAUGAUACAGGCUCGCUACAGCUUUGGUCUCUACAUCGCCAGCAUCGUCGUCCUCCUCAACCUGGCCACGGUCUCGGGAUUCACCAUCAUCGACUGCGUCAUCGGCGGACAGACGCUCUCGGCGCUCAACAGCAACGUCAGCGUCAACGUGGGAAUAGUCACCGUGGCCGUGCUGUCGCUGGUCAUAUCCUUCUUCGGAUACCGAGUGCUGCAUCAGUAUGAGCGAUACGGCUGGAUCCCCAUCCUCGCGGGCAUCGUGAUUGCGACGGGCUGUGGCGGCCGGCACCUCAGCAGGCAGGUUGAAGCGCGCCCGGCGUCGGCGCCGGCCGUGCUGUCGUUCGGAGGCCUGAUUGCUGGGUAUCUGGUGCCGUGGGCGGCGCUCAGCUCGGACUUUUGCACGUACAUCUCGCCGGAAGUUUCUUCCAAACGAAUCUUCACAUCCGUGUACCUCGGGCUGUUCGUGCCCACGGUGCCGCUCAUGGUCCUCGGGGCGGCGAUUGGCGGCGCGGUGCCCAACGUGCCGGCGUGGGCGGCGGCGUACGCCACGGGGUCGGUGGGCGGGAUCUUCGCGGCGAUGCUGACCGGUUCGGCGGGCGGGUUCGGCGCGUUCGUCACGGUGCUGCUCGCGUUCUCGACGCUGGGCAACAUCGCGGCGACGAUCUACGCCAUCACGCUGAACUUCCAGAUCCUGCUGCCGGUGCUGGCGCGCGUGCCGCGCGCGCUGUUCGCGCUGGUGUUCGUCGCCAUCAUCGUCCCCGUCGCCGUGCGCGCGGCGUCCAGCUUCGUGGCCGCGCUGGAGAACUUCGUCGGCGUGAUCGCGUACUGGUCGGCGGCGUUCUUCGCCAUCGUGGCCGUCGAGCACGUGGUGUUCCGGCGCAAGCGCUACGAGUCCUACGACCACGCGAUCUGGAACGACGCGGCGGCGCUGCCGAGCGGGUGGUCGGCGCUGGCGGCCGCGGUGCUGGCGUUGGCGCUGGCGGUGCCGUGCAUGUCGCAGAAUUGGUUCGUGGGGCCGGUCGCGCGCACGACGGGCGAUAUCGGGUUCGAGGUCGCGAUGGUUGCGAGUGCGCUGCUGUACGGGGUGUUACGGGGCAUCGAGGUCAAGGUCAAGGGGGGGCUGUGA
This is a messenger RNA of Ophidiomyces ophidiicola, 1563 nucleotides long. RefSeq lists its product as uncharacterized. Gene Ontology annotation, biological process: transmembrane transport. The record is from RefSeq and is a predicted model, not a curated record. The coding region runs from base 1 to 1563 and encodes 520 amino acids. Gene Ontology annotation, cellular component: plasma membrane. NCBI's taxonomy places the organism in Eukaryota, Fungi, Ascomycota, Eurotiomycetes, Onygenales, Onygenaceae. The transcript has 4 exons. Gene Ontology annotation, molecular function: transmembrane transporter activity.